GUUGGCAGUUGGCAGCUGUGCACAUCUUGCUUGCAUGCUGUAUGGAACGAUGGUCUUGCGUGGCCAAGCCACAGCCUGGACCAGCCGGGUCGGAGGUCGAAGGAGAGCAAAACGGGCGCGGGGAGCGGAAGCUUCGUCAACAUAUCUCAACUGUAAAAGCAUUGUUUGGAGAGGUCAGGGUUUACCGUACUCGCCUCCUGUUGAUGCAAAAUUCGAUGCAUCUAUGUAGAGUGAGUUACGAUAAUGGUAUGUAUAUAUAUAUAUACACUAUAGGCAAUUGACUGUGUGCGGGCAAUUGCCGGCACCAGCUCCUGCUGACUAGGGCAAGUGCUACUUAUUUUGCCAUAUUAUUGUUUUGGUAGCUUACCAACAGAAAAUACACCAAACUCAGCUCAAAGCACUUUGUCGGGGGUCUUCAGAUGUCACUGGGCCGAGAUUUAGGGCAUCAGUACCGGUCACCAGCCUUCAAAAAGGAGUGACUUGAUAUGACUUGAUGAUAGAUUUGGAUGGAGACACCCGGACUUGAUGGGUCUUGGCGUUUUCAAUCUUCCUCGGACUGGUGCGCAGCUUUUGGUGGUCUCUCCUUCGCAUGCUGUUUGGAUCAGAGGGGCUCGUCUCGCACCUCGCGCCGAGGCGUGGGCUCAGAGGUCGAACGCCAUGUCAGCGACCUUGCGAGACUAUAGUGUGGCCCCAUCAACGCCCACCUCUGAUGAUGAGGAGCCGAAAGCCAGCUUUUUCAAGGUGCCCAUGUCCAAGACCUCGGCCCUGUCGGUGGUGGACGCCUUCGUGAAGAAGUCCAACUGGUUUCGCUCCAAGAAGCAGAAACAUUUGUUGGAGCAAAUGGCCCAGCCACAGCCUUUGACUGGGAACAUUUACAGAUACACAGCCGCACUGGUCAAUAUCGCCACGGCUGACGAGGAGUCCAACUCAGGAGCGCCCUGUUGCUGUUCGUCUCGGUGGUUGAAUUUGACUCCAGGGAGUUUGCUCACCGUAAUGGCGAUCCAGUUGCUAGCGCCGGUCUCCAUUUGCUACUCGCACGUGAAAAGGCUAGACUGGUCCAAUGUCCAUGUGGGCUUGGGUCACGAGUCCGGCACGGAAUUCUGGCUCGGCCGUUGUUUAGCUGCGUUGUUCCUCUUCGGCUUCGCCGGCUUCCUGCGCGUGCACCUCGGCGAGGAGAUCCAUGCCGAUCGGAAGAUGCGUUUGCUGAUCAUGAAGGACGUGCGCCUGGGCGAACUCAUGGGCCGAGGUCACUGGUGGAUGACCGUCGGUCGCAUCAUGAACUUCAGCGUGAGCUUUUGGUGCCUCAUUGCCAUGUGGCUGGUUUUCCAUGUGUCCAGCGAGCCCAAAGAUGUGGUCUACGAUUCCAUGGGUUUGGCCUUCAUCAUCAAGCUGGACAAUGUGGCUGGUGACAUGGGCGUGAUCGGCCCGGCGCAGUGGCAUGAAGACUUGAUGGGGAUCUAUUGGGCCUUGGUCUUGGGCUCGGGAGCCGCGGAGAAGCACGCGACAGAGGAGAGGACUGAGAGCCACAAGGUGAGCGCGCAGAUACGCAAUCUACUUCUCCACAAAGCCGUGAAGAUUUACAAUGAGAUGGCCAGACAUGACACAAGGCACCACGAGAAAGGGGGAGACACGCCGCAUGGCGAGCGCAAGUUGGCCAAGCUCCCUGAUAGCAGCUGGGAUGAGAUGAGUUGGUAUAUGCCAAAUGUGGAGAGAGGAGAGGUCAGCUACGAUGAAGUUUUCCAUCAUCCUGCCGUCCGGGAGUAUGUGCAAAGUGAAGAUUUCGUGAACUACAUCUAUGCAAAGCUUGGAAAGGAGUAUGCAAUUGGAGAUCAAAUCGGGCUGGCUUUCAUCAGGGCCUUCCAAUUUUUUGGCCCUUUGACGUUUUUUCUGAUUCAAAUCCAUCGGAAGAGUUAAAUCGUCUAGAUAUGUCUAUAUGCAUCCUCAUGCCCCGGACUGGGAGAAGGAUUGCAAUGUCUCCUUGUCCCAGGUGAAAACCGUGCUGGCAAGGUGCCAAUGAAUGCAUUCCACGGCCUUCAAAUCAUGUUUAACCCCUGAAUCGAAUGAACAGGCUUGGCCAG
Molecule: messenger RNA, 2078 nt
Organism: Durusdinium trenchii
Lineage: Eukaryota; Dinophyceae; Suessiales; Symbiodiniaceae
Source: the annotation of a GenBank genome assembly